AUGGAGGAGCAUGGAGAUCGAAGAAUUGGAGGGAAGUUUGACAGAAGCCGGAGAGUAACAAGGAAUUUUGGAGCUCAAACGCACAUGGUAGGACAAGAUGACGCAGUUAGAUGCAAUAAGUGCAAAUUUCUGCAUCGGGGGAAUUGCGUCAUCUGCCAAAGGUGUCAUCUAGGGGGUCACAUGGCAAAGGACUGUCGGAAGCGGUUAUGUUUCGACUGUGGAAGUCCAGACCACAUAAGGAUUGUUUGCCCAAAAAGGAAAGCAGGGGCAAAUGCAAACCAGACCCGGCAGAUCAGUUCCGGCAACUCAGGAAGUCAAGCUCGAGGCAGAGCAUUUGAAUUGGGAGUCAGGGAAGCUAGAGAGGACCCCAACGUGGUUUCAGAAGCCUUUGUAAUCGAGUUUGCCAAUGGUCAGGAAUUCAAAGCUAGAAGCGUAUUUACGAAUUGCACUCUGAAUUUAGCUAAUAAGGACUUUAGCAUAGACCUUAUACCGAUCGAACUAGGAAGGUUCGACAUAAUUGUAGGAAUGGAUUGGCUAUCCAAAAACCAAGCUGAAAUUGUAUGUUCAGAGAAGCUCAUUCGAAUUCCUCAAGAUGGAAUGGAACAAAUUGUAGUUCAGGGAGACAAGUUGGAUCGAAGGAUUAAGCUGGUAUCCUGCAUGAAAAUGCAGAAGUAUCUGAAGAAGAUUUACACUGCAUACCUGGCACAUGUGGUUGAUGGAAAGAUCAAGGAGAAAAGUAUUGAGGAAUUACCUGUAGUUCGGGACUUUUCCAAUGUUUUUCCUAAAGACUUACCAGGCCUACCCCCACAAAGGCAAGUCGAAUUCGGUAUCGACUUAAUCCCUGAAGUUGCCCCGGUGGCAAGGGCACCAUACCGCUUGGCACCUUCGGAAAUGCAGGAAAUGUCGACCCAACUCCAGGAGUUACUAGAACGAGGAUUCAUAAGACCAA
Cynara cardunculus var. scolymus (artichoke) is the source of this 949-nucleotide messenger RNA. RefSeq lists its product as uncharacterized. Lineage: Eukaryota; Viridiplantae; Streptophyta; Magnoliopsida; Asterales; Asteraceae. The annotation marks the transcript as partial. The record is from RefSeq and is a predicted model, not a curated record. Gene Ontology annotation, molecular function: zinc ion binding; nucleic acid binding. The transcript is spliced from 2 exons.